UGUAAGCUCAUCGAAGAUGGCUCGAGUUCUGUUUUGUUUGCUAUUCGUCGGUUUGGCUGUGACCUUUGCCAGCAAUCGCCGGCUACGCAUAUCGCUGCAUGCCCGGGAAAACCCAAUGGGAUCGCAGCUAUCGCAGCGAUUCCUCUCAAUCAGCACCAACACAUCCUCCAGCAACUCGACUGAUCGCAGGAUCCGCCUGCCCCUGCGCAAUCGCAACAAUGUGGAGUACUUUGGCAUCGUGAGCAUGGGCACGCCCAAGCAGAUGUUCAAGGUGAUGCUGGACACGGGCUCCUCGAACACGUGGCUGCCCUCGAGCAACUGCGCGCGCAACAAUUGGGCCUGCCAGAACCACAGGCGCUACAACGCCUCCAGGUCCAGCACCCACGUCCAGGACGGGCGCAACUUCACCCUCUUCUAUGGCGCGGGCAGUGUCAUUGGCUACCUCUCCAAGGACACGUUGCACUUCGGCGGCACCCAGCUGCCAAACCUGACCUUUGGCGAGGCCAUGUUCCAGUAUCAGGAGGUGUUCGAUUCGGUGAUCUUUGACGGCAUUGUGGGCCUGGGCCUGGGUGAGCGGGCCUGGGCCAAUUCGACGCCCUUCCUGGAGCUGCUUUGUGCUCAGCAGCUGGUGGAGGAGUGUGUCUUCUCCGUGUACCUGCGACGCGUGCCGGGCUCCAUGCGAGGCGGAGAAAUCAUGAUCGGCGGCAUCGAUAAGUCCCGCCACAGUGGCUCCCUUCACUACGUUCCCAUCACGGAGUACGGCUACUGGAAGUUUGAGAUAUCCAAAGUGUCCGUGGGCAUGGAAAACAUCGAUAUGGCAGUGAGCGCCAUCCUUGACACGGGCACGUCCAACAUCCUGCUGCCCGAGCAGAGCUUCGACAAGCUGCACAAGGCCCUGGGCGCCACGACUGACUACGAUCUGACCUUCGUCACCUGCGAACUCGAUGUGCUGCCAAAUAUCAAACUGCUGAUCGCUGGCAGAACAUUUCCCAUCACUCCCCGGGACUACGUGAAGGAGGUGCUGCUCGAGGACAACAUAAAGGUGUGCAUAACUCGCUUUUCCCCCAUCAAUCUGAGCUUCUGGAUACUGGGCGAUGUCUUUCUGGGCCGCUACUAUACCGUCUACGAUGCCACAGAGAAGCGAAUCGGUCUGGCCCGGGCCGUUCCAGACGUUGCGAUAGCAGCGUAGAGUUCAAAUCGGUCAAACGCAAAACAACAGUGCUUCGAUUUCGGUGAAUAAUAUAAUUAAAAAUGUAUCGAAAGUAUUCCAAAUAUAUAUCGGAUAUAUCGGAACGGAUUUGUAUAUUUUCCGUAUUUUUGAGUAAAUUAAUAAAAUAAAUAUAAAUAAAAAAUAGA
Molecule: messenger RNA, 1356 nt
Organism: Drosophila obscura
Lineage: Eukaryota; Metazoa; Arthropoda; Insecta; Diptera; Drosophilidae
Product: pepsin-2B
Exons: 1
Coding region: 17-1189 (390 amino acids)
Biological process (GO): proteolysis; cell death
Cellular component (GO): lysosome
Molecular function (GO): aspartic-type endopeptidase activity
Source: RefSeq, a predicted model, not a curated record